AUGAAUGCAGAUCAGUUCAAUCAAUUCCUUACUAUCUUUCAAGAACAACAAAGACAACAGCAAGAAAACCAGAACAAGUUUAUUAAAGAAGUAUUAGAAACUGUCUUAAAACAGAAUGAUCAACAGACUGAGAUACCUCGGACAGUUUCAAUUGCCGAAGUUUUCCUGAGAGCCCAGUUUAUUCGAGGUUUGCGAGAUGACUGGCUACGAGAACAAAUUCUACAGUCAACUGAAACUACUUUUGAAGGAAUCCUUACCAGAGCAAUCGCCCUCGAAGCAUCAAAAAUUGAAUCCAGGGAACUGUCUAAACGUUCACAUUCAAGUAAUGCAAAUUUCAAUAUAUGUGACGAUGUGAAUAAAGUUUCACAUAAAGCAAGGAAAUCUCAAUUCCAAACCGGUAAUCGACCUUUCAGACAGCAACAGGGUCACUCCUCACACUCUCGAAAACGUCCAGAUCUGAAAUCUCUUGGAAUUGGUAAUCUUUGCUUCAGGUGUGGAAAAGACAAUCACCAAGCAUCCGAGUGCCGCACCGACAAAUCUAAGCUCAAGUGCAACAAAUGUAACAAGCAAGGACACAUAUCUAAAGUGUGCAUUUCGACCCUUAUCGCAGAACAGAAGAAAAUCAAUUCUCCCAGUGCAGCCAACUACAUCCAGUGCUGUUCUCCCACAGAGUCUACAUCAAAAUUUUCUGAUUACGGACUAAAUAAAGUAACUAAUGUCAAUUCAAGCCCAAAGUUACUAGAUCUGUUUGAAGUAAAUAACGAUUCAGACAAAUACAUGAUCACAGUUAAUCUCAAUGGUAAACCACAACAAUUCGAAGUAGACACAGGAGCAAAAUUCUCACUUCUAGCUAAAAAUGAUUUCGACAAACUCAAAUUGGACAUUCCAUUGGAAACAACUAACAUUGCUUUCAGAACUUACUCAGGUAAUAUUAUCAAACCUGAAGGGAAAGUGAAAAUAAAUGUUACUUACUGUGGACGUUGCGUCAAAGAGGAACUCCACAUUGUUCCAACAGGACACGAAGCACUCUUGGGACGUCAAUGGAUAAGAGCCCUAGGAAUCGAACUGAACAAAUUGAAUGAAGACACAAAUCAAAGCACUCAAAUUUCCCAAAUCAAAAGAAUCCAGUCUCCUGAAGAAAUCUUUCAGUCUUUUUCCAACAUUUUUGAAGAGAAAAUUGGAUGCGUUCCAGACUUCAAAGUGUCAUUACAGCUUCGAAAUGGUGCAAAACCUAUUUUUGUUAAGGAACGAAAUGUCCCACAUGCUUUAACCGACCGAGUGAACAAGGAAUUGGACACACUGGAAAAUGAAGGGAUCAUUUCACCCGUGGAGGCCAGCGAUUGGGGAUCGCCACUGGUUGUCAUUCCUAAACCAGACGGUGGUGUCCGCCUCUGCGUCGAUUACAAAUGCGGUGUCAACGAGCGUCUAAUUCAAGCAAAUCAUCCUAUAAGGCGUAUUGAUGAUGUUAUUGACAGUUUGCGCAAUUCAAAAUACUUUUGCAAACUUGACCUCUACAAAGCCUAUUUACAUCUCCAGGUGGAUGAAGAAUCUAGCAUGAUACAGACAAUGACGACUCACAGAGGUACUUAUAGAGUACAUAGACUCAGUUUUGGCAUCAAAACUGCACCAUCAGAAUUCAACCGCAUACUCUCUCAGAUCUUAAAGGGGUUACGUAAGACAGAAGCAUAUUUUGAUGACAUUAUUGUGCAUGGUUCGACCAUUGAAGAAUGCAGUGAAAAUUUACAAGCCUGUCUACAGAGACUCUCUGAUUACAAUUUACAUGUCAACAGAAACAAAUGCUCAUUUUUUCAAGAAAAAAUUGAGUAUUUAGGACGAGUCGUAGAGUUCAACAAAAUUAGUAAAUCUCCAACGAAAAUUCAAGCAGUCCAACAGAUGCCUCGCCCGUCCAAUACUGAAGAGGUCAAACGUCUACUCGGACUUGUGUCGUACUACUCACGUUUCAUCCCUGAUGCUUCAACAUCACAUAUCCUCUGCGACGUCUGUUACAGAAAAAUAUGA
Messenger RNA from Macrosteles quadrilineatus (aster leafhopper), 2019 nucleotides. RefSeq lists its product as uncharacterized. The record is from RefSeq and is a predicted model, not a curated record. Gene Ontology annotation, molecular function: nucleic acid binding; zinc ion binding. The transcript is spliced from 2 exons. NCBI's taxonomy places the organism in Eukaryota, Metazoa, Arthropoda, Insecta, Hemiptera, Cicadellidae. Bases 1 to 2019 code for a protein of 672 amino acids.